Staurois parvus is the source of this 608-nucleotide messenger RNA. The record is from the annotation of a GenBank genome assembly. NCBI's taxonomy places the organism in Eukaryota, Metazoa, Chordata, Amphibia, Anura, Ranidae.
GUACAUAUUAUAUUGUCAAAAGUAUUGGGACACCUCUCCAAAUCAUUGGAUUCAGGUGUUCCAAUCACCUCCAUAACUACAGGUGUCUAAAAUCAAGCACCUAGGCAUGCAAACUGGUUCUACAAACAUUUGUGAACAAAUGGGUCACUCUCAGGGGCUCAGUGAAUUCAAAUGUGGUACCGUGAUAGGUUGCCAGCUGUGCAAUAAGUCCAUCUGUGAAAUUUCCUUGCUACUAAAUAUUCCACAGUCGACUGUUAGUGAUAUUAUAACAAAGCAGAACCAACUGGGAACAACAGCAACUCAGCCAACAAAGUGGUAGGCCACGUAAAAUGACAGAGUGGAGUCAGCGCAUGCUGAAGCGCAAAGUGCGCAGAAGUCGCCAACUGUCUGCAGAGUCAAUAGUUAAAGAUCUUCAAACUUCAUGUAGCCUUCAGAUUAGCACAACAACAAUGCAUAGAGAGCUUCAUGGAAUGGGUUUCCAUGGACAUGCAGCUGCAUCCAAGCCUUACAUCACUAAGUACAAUGCAAAGUGUUGGAUGCAGUGGUGUAAAACACCACUAGAGCAAGAACAGUACUUGCAUGACUGCAUUGUGCCAAGUGUAAAGUUU